GUGUGUAUAGCCGUACUUCGUACAAAAGCCGUGAUGUGUGUGUACACCUCACAGGUCUUUAACCCAGUGAUAGGGUAGAGUCCCCCUGACGUCGUGACCAUCUCUCUCCACGCUUCUACAGCUCAGAGCAACUGCUUCAACACUCCGUUCCCUCCCGACCCUCGCUCCCGUGACAAGCACUGAGACAGGAUCGCAGCACGCGCUCCCAGCAAGCAUGGCAUGUGGACGGGCAAGCCCAACGCGGUUACGAAGGGAUUUAAAAGAAAUCUCUCAACCAAGAAAUUUGAAGAUAAAUGCAAGAAGAGCCGGACCUUUUAUCAGUUUGAGAUUAUAAAUAUAGAUAAGCGAGGCUGUGGGGCUCAUUUGGAUUCUGAUAGUGCGCAGGUCGGUGCUGUGUGCCCUCUGGACGGACUGGAGUAUUGGACCUGUUUGCUUACAGUAGAGAAAGGUUCGACAUCCUUACCUAGUCUUCGGUCAUGGACGAAAAGGGAGCUAACUCCUACCGGUUCACGGAGGGUGGCAACGGCCAGGUUGUACCCAGCGUGUCCUACAAAAGCUCGCAGAAAAUGACGGGAAGGGAGAAGGUGAUGUUGUGUUUCUCAGUCUUCCUCGCCAUCUGCACCUUCACCCUCAUCAUCGGCCUCAUCGUUAAACUGGAGACGAAGACAACGUCCGAUUGCUCCUCUGGGUCUACAAGCACCGUGUCUCAGAAUGGUCAAGGCGCUGCACAGAAUCAGGGCCAGGUGCCACCAACAACGAAAGCUUCCUCCGGUCAAAGUGGUCAAGGCGCUGGACAGAAUCAGGGCCCGGUGCCACCAACAACGAAAGCUCCUUCCGGUCAAAAAGCAGCCUGCACUUCAAAAGAUUGCGUCAGGGAAGCCGCCAGCCUCAUAAACGCCAUAGACUUCACCGUUGAUCCAUGUGAAAACUUCUAUGAGUUUGCCUGCGGGAACUGGAUGCGGAGUCGAACCAUCCCGGACGACAAGUCAGCAUACCAGAGGUUCACCGAGGUCCGGGAUAGCGUCCAGCUCAAACUGAAAGUUGAGUUGGAGAAACCCAUCACCUCAAACGACAUUGAAGCGGUACGGAAGGUCAAGGUCAUGUACAAGUCUUGCAUCGAUGAAGAUACGAUCACCAAGAAGGGAAUUCACGUGACAGACGCAUUGAUCCGUGAGCUCGGCGGUUGGCCGGUGGCGGGAGGGUGGGAUCAGUCCAAAUAUAAUUUUGUUGACCUCCUGAUUAAGCUGGGCCUGUACAAUAACAUGGUCCUCAUCGAUACCGGCGUGUCCCCCGACGACAAGAACUCCUCUGUCCAUAUCAUUGUGAUUGACCAGGCUCAGCUUGGUAUGCCGUCACGUGACUACUACCUCAAGCCGCGAAACGAUGAACACGUCAUGGUGUACCAAAACCUGGCCACUGAUGUCGCCGUCUUGUUCGGAGCUGACCGGACAGAGGCUGAACAGCAGAUGAAGGACAUGGUGGACUUUGAAAUCACCAUUGCUAACCUGACUCUGGCCCAGGCUGAGAGGAGAAACAUGGACAAGCUGUACCAUCGCAUGACCGUCAAGGAACUGACAGACUCGAUUCCCGGGUUUGACUGGCUACGGUAUCUGAAGGGCAUGUUCGGUCCCUUCAACCACACCAUCACAGACUCCGAGCAAGUCGUCGUGUACACGCCCGACUACAUCAGGAACAUGCUUCAAGUCAUCCAGAAGACGUCAGACAAGACGGUGGUCAAUUACAUGAUGUGGCGGAUCAUGAUGAACCGAGUCAACAACCUGGACGAGCGGAUCCGUGACAGCCAGAGGGACUACAACAAGGUGAUAUUCGGAACCAAACGCAUGCCACCAAAGUGGCGGAUGUGCGUGGACUACGUCAACAACAACAUGGGUGAUGCCGUGGGCAGACUCUUCAUCGACAACUACUUCGACAGAGAGGCCAAGCAAAAUGCUGUUACUAUGAUCCGGUACCUGAGAGAAGCCUUUGAAAACUUGCUGAGGAAGGCCACUUGGAUGGACGAGCAGACCCGGAAAUACGCCCUCCAUAAGGCAGAGGCAAUACUGGAGAAAAUCGGUUACCCUGACAAGAUGCUGAACGACACCGUUCUCAACGACGAGUAUGGUGAUGUUUCUUUCAACGAGACGACCUAUUUUGAGAACGUUCUGACGCUGUUGAAGGACCGCGUCAGAGAUAACGCAUUUUAUCUGCGCCUCCUGGUGGACAGGGAAGAGUGGACAACGACCCCAGCUAUUGUCAACGCGUUCUACAGCCCCAACAGAAACUCCAUCACGUUCCCAGCAGCUAUUCUUCAGCCUCCCUUCUACAGCAAGGAGUACCCCAUGUCACUUGUGUUUGGUGGGAUUGGGAUGGUCAUUGGUCAUGAAAUCACGCACGGCUUUGAUGACGAAGGUCGCCAGUACGACAUGGUGGGGAACUUCCAUCAGUGGUGGACCAACUCCUCUUUGACGAAGUUCACCAGUCUGGCCAAGUGUUUAGUGGACCAGUACUCCAGCUUUUCCAUCAACGGAGAUCACGUGAAUGGUAAGAUGACUCUUGGAGAAAAUAUGGCGGACAAUGGUGGCAUCAAGGCAUCCUUCGAGGCUUACCGGAAGUGGGUGUCGGAAAAUGGGGAGGAACCACCACUUCCGGGUUUGGAACUAUCUCACGAGCAGCUGUUCUUCGUCAACUUUGCUCAGGGAUGGUGUUCACUGAGCACUGAUGCGGCUCUUCACAACCAGAUCAUCACAGACCCACACAGUCCCUCCAAAUUCAGGGUUAUCGGUACUGUGUCAAAUUCGGACUACUUCAGAGAUGCUUUUAAAUGUACUCCCCAAACAGAGAUGAAUCCGGACAAGAAAUGUGGCGUGUGGUGAUUGGCUAUGACAUGGAGCAGUCUGAUUGGUUGAAAGUUGACGCAAUGUGAUUGGUUCACAUCUACAUGGACAUCGUGUGUUGUGAAACCUGGAUAUUAAAACAGAACAAACACUGUGAAUGUGAACAAUUCAAUGGAUAAUUGAGAUUCCAUAUGUGGAGUCACUAUAUUGACAAGUGGCAUUAAUGUGGAUGAUAUGUUUCUUAUAUAUCGAAUAUAAACAGUGCAUCAAUUUAGAAUACAAGACAAGGAAACAAAGGAACAAGAAGAUGACAAUAUGUAUAUUAUAUAUACAUAUACUGUUGAAAUUAAGUAACGGAACACAUAGUUUCGCAGCAACAAAAGCUUCAUAUCGACAUUAUUAAGACUGAAAGUGAAAUAUAUGUGGCUUAUAUCGCCACAUAAUCGGAGAGGUAUAUACUGACUUAACUGCCGUUCCCUUAUUUUUGUUCAUCAGUAUAUGUUGAUAUUAUUUGGUACUAUUGAUGUGUCCGUUCUGAUAUCUUUGUAGAACAUGUUAUUGUCAUAUGUGAUAAUAUACAUGUACGUCACGUGAGUUUAUUGUUGGUAUAACUUGUCACUGUUUCUGUUUUUGUUUAUAUCUGUUGGUUAUUGGUUUUAUGAAAAUACUUGUUUCUGGAGAAUAUUUCCUUUGUCUGAUGCUAUUCAUGUUGUUCAUCGGUUGGACGUGUUAUUAUAAGCCGAGAUAAGUUCUUGUGAAUAUGGAAAACAUUAUUAUAAAAAUAGUGGAAAAUGAAAACUGCAAAAUUAAUCAGCAAUCCGAGUUAUGGAUAGAAUGCAUAUUACCCAUUGACGUCAUUCUGAAAAAAUGACAACAGCUCAAACAGUAAGCUGGGCCCCGUCUCGCAUAUGGAAAGUUAGCGCGCGCAAAGGGGGCCGGGAACCAGCUUACUCAAGCAGUUGUUUGAACGACGUUACACAAACAAGUGAUGACGUAAUGUAAAUUUACGACAUUGGUGUGACGUUGAACAUACGCCAUCUUCUGCGUAGACUGGCAUUCUGUCUCAGCGGCUGCUUAAGGGCAAAACCAACCACUCAAUCUUCAGCGAAAUAUAUCUUUGUAGGUCUGACAUUUCGGGCGUAUAUUUUUAGCGACAUGACAAAAAGUAAGAUUGGAUGAUCUCCAUUGUCAAUAAAUAAUAAAGUCCACUCCCCUGAUGGUGUCUAUUCUCUAAUUAUUCAAUGCAUUUCGCGGGUUCAGGUACUCUAGGAGUACUCUUGUAUCCAAUAAUCUAGUUUCAAAAUAUACAGCCUUGUGGUGUAUAUAUUACGUUUAUUAACGUUUUGUUCAGUAGAUACGGUGUGCUUUUGCUUUUGUAGAGGACUUCUAUAGUAUACUUGGACUGAGACUUAUGUAUUUGUUUGUCUGGACUAGAUCAUAAUCUUACGUAUGAAUGAGCUAAGACCAAACAGCCCAGGGAGCAAUUAACAUUGGUUUAUAUUUUGCCAGUAAUGAUAAUAAUAAUCGCCAGAAUGUAUGGUCCUUGCCCUAAGCCCGACAUGCAUGUGGUUGUUAACGAAGGGGCGUAAAAUAACCUUUCACCACCCUCAGUUAUCCAGUGCACUCUCUAUCCAUUCUGUUGUUAUAAAUGCCCUGGACCUGUUUGCGAUCACACCUUUGUUUUGAGUCAUAUUCAAAUGACACGGUGGCGGUGGGGUAGCCUAGUGGUUAAAGUGUUCGCUCGUCACGCAGAAGACCCGGGUUCGAUUCCCCACAUGGGCACAAUGUGUGAAGCCCACAUCUGGUGUCACCCGCCGUGAUAUUUGCUGGAAUGUUGCUAAAAGCGGCGUAAAACUAAAGCUCAGUCAGUCAAUCAAAUGAGACGAUGCUAAAAAUAGCCGUCCAAUCAAAUAACUCCAACAAGCGAGAGAGAUUCUAUGUGAAGUUGAAAGAGAUGUGAGCUCCCGAACGAUUUUCAUGGAACGCUGUUAUAGAAUGGAGAUACAUUUCACUGGAUACCCGAGGGUGCACUUUGCUUUCAACUUGAAAUAUAACUAAAUUUAGUUAGCUCCAUGACACUAUCGAAAACUGUUCGAAUAGCAUUUCUAAACAAGGAGGCCAGCGACCAGUACCUAAAGGCUGGUAGGCCCAGUGGUUAUGAUUUGAUGUGAAGCCGCUUUUAGCAAUAUUCCAGCAAUAUCACCGCGGGGGACACCAGGAAUGGGCUUCACACAUUGUACCCAUGUGGGGAAUCGAACCCAGGUCGACGUUUUAACCACUGUUCUACCCCUAUACCUCAAUAUGAUGGGGGCGUUGUGAUAGCCUAGUGGUUAAAGCGUUCGCUCAUCACACAGAAGACCCGGGUUCGAUUCCCCACAUGGGUACUAUGUGUUAAGCUCGUUUCUAGAGUAACCCGCCGUAAUAUUGCUGGAACAUUGCUAACAGUGGCGUAAAACCACACUCACUCACCCCCUAAGAAUGACGACAACGAAUGCAAACUGUUGCUAUGACGACGUGGUACACCCCCUGUUCGUAGAAAUUUAUCAAAACGUUACACUCUAGUUUGGUACAUGUAAGAUAAUACAAUGACAUAACUCUGUGUUGUAUCUGUGUUGAUGUCUGUACAUAAUCUGUGUUGAUCAGCAGACUUACUUUACAGGUUCAGUGUUCUUUACAAGGGAUAUAGACGUAAAGAACGCUACAGGUGUUUGUACGGAAUAAACUGUCGUAUCGUA
Messenger RNA from Haliotis rubra (blacklip abalone), 5569 nucleotides. Its product is annotated as endothelin-converting enzyme 2-like. Gene Ontology annotation, molecular function: metalloendopeptidase activity. The record is from RefSeq and is a predicted model, not a curated record. The transcript is spliced from 25 exons. Bases 477 to 2873 code for a protein of 798 amino acids. Gene Ontology annotation, biological process: protein processing. NCBI's taxonomy places the organism in Eukaryota, Metazoa, Mollusca, Gastropoda, Lepetellida, Haliotidae. Gene Ontology annotation, cellular component: plasma membrane.